CUUCACAUUGGCGCAUACGAUUUACCUGGGGUACCAAUUGACCGUAUUCGUGAAUUACAACGCCAAGAUGCUGAACUCUCCGAUCUCAUCACCUUAUUGGAAACCGAUGCACUUCCAUCUAACAACAAAAGAGCUCGCUCGUUCGUACUUUAUGGCGACAAAUUUUACCUGGAUGACAAUGGUUUGCUAUUCUCCCUUUGGACACCCAGUAAACGUACCCAACGUGACGUAUGCUCACAACUUGCAAUUCCAGACGCUUUAAAGCAUGAAGUUUUGGUUUGGGCUCACGAUGAUGUUACCGCUGGUCAUCUUGGUACGCAGAAGACAUAUGGGAAAAUCCGCACUCGUUACUACUGGCGUAAUAUGUUCCGGGAUAUUGACAGAUGGUGCAAAAGCUGCGUCGAUUGUGCAAUGAAGAAAUCGCCUCGUAACAGACAUAACGCUCCUCUUUUGCCAAUUCCAGUAGAAAACGCUUUCGAUCGCCUUGCAGUUGACUGUUUGGGACCAUUCCCACUUUCAACUGCUGGAAAUCGUUAUGUCGUUGUCUUUACAGAAUACCUCACUCGCUGGCCAGAGGUGUUCGCCGUCCCUACUACAGAUGCUCCAACCAUUGCUCGUCUCCUAGUUAACCAUAUCGUCCUUACACAUGGCGCUCCUCGAACUUUAUUAUCGGAUCGCGGAACUAACUUCCUAUCAUCACUUGUUAGAUCGGUCUGUGAACUUCUCAACACCAAGAAAGUGAAUACAACAGCGUACCAUCCACAAACAGACGGUCUUGUUGAAAGAUUCAACCACACACUUUGUCAAUCCGUGUCAAUGUAUGUCAGUCGUGAUCAAAAAGACUGGGACACCCAUCUACCAGCGAUACUCUUUGGUUUUCGCGUUAGUCCCCAGGAGACCACCGGAGAUAGUCCAUUCUAUUUACUUUACGGACGUGAGCCAAGACUCCCCAUCGAUGUUCUCUUCUUCCUCCGUCCAACGUCACAAAGUCUGUCAAGGAACACAGAGCGCGAAUAG
Messenger RNA from Paramuricea clavata, 1017 nucleotides. NCBI's taxonomy places the organism in Eukaryota, Metazoa, Cnidaria, Anthozoa, Malacalcyonacea, Plexauridae. The record is from the annotation of a GenBank genome assembly.